Messenger RNA from Gossypium raimondii (Peruvian cotton), 1856 nucleotides. RefSeq names its product probable glucan 1,3-beta-glucosidase A. Gene Ontology annotation, cellular component: cytoplasm; actin cytoskeleton. Lineage: Eukaryota; Viridiplantae; Streptophyta; Magnoliopsida; Malvales; Malvaceae. Gene Ontology annotation, biological process: actin filament bundle assembly; establishment or maintenance of cell polarity; cell migration. The transcript has 8 exons. The record is from RefSeq and is a predicted model, not a curated record. Gene Ontology annotation, molecular function: hydrolase activity, hydrolyzing O-glycosyl compounds; actin filament binding. Bases 219 to 1715 code for a protein of 498 amino acids.
UCCAUUCCAUAAUUUGCUUAAACAUCUCCAAAUCUCAAUAGUAAAAACCCCAUGUGAAAUUGCUAUAAGAUGAUGAAGGACUAAAAGGCAAAAGCAAAAUAGUCUGUGUGAACACAUGUAGUGUCAUUAUUAUGAGAUUGUUGCUUUUCCAGAUAAUGGAUUUACUUGUAUAAUUUGCAGCUGUCAUACAAUUUCAGAACAGAGAGGGAAGGCUAAACAUGGUUUACUUACCUUUUCUCUUGAUUUUCAACUUGAUUUCAUAUUUUCCCUCUUCUUCACAUGCACAAAUUGCAGACCUUAUUCUGCCAUUGAAGGCUGUAAACCUUGGUAACUGGCUUGUCACUGAAGGAUGGAUGAAACCUUCUCGUUUUGAUGGCAUCAUUAACAAAGAUCUUUUGGAUGGAACCCAAGUUCAGUUCCUUUCAACAAAGCUAAAAAAGUAUUUGUGUGCUGAAAAUGGCGGUGGAACCGUCGUUGUAGCCAACCGUCCCUCACCUUCUGGUUGGGAAACCUUCAGGUUAUGGAGGGUGAGUGAAUCAUGCUUUAACUUGAGAGUGUUCAACAAGCAGUUUGUGGGAUUAGGAAGUCAAGGUGUACAAGCAGUUUUAGAUACACCUACUGAUACAGAAACGUUUGAGAUUGUAAGGAAAGAUGAUGAUCGUAACCGAGUUCGAUUCAAAGCAUCAAAUGGUUUGUUCCUUCAGGCACAAUCGGAGACAUUGGUAACUGCAGAUUAUGCAGAGUCUAGUUGGGAUGAUAGCGAUCCAUCUGUGUUCAUAAUGACAAUCGUAAACACCUUACAAGGUGAAUUUCAAAUCACUAAUGGUUAUGGCCCUGAUAAAGCCCCUCAAGUCAUGCAGGAUCAUUGGAAUUCUUACAUCACUGAGGAAGAUUUCAAUUUCAUGUCUGCAAAUGGACUGAGUGCCGUGAGGAUACCUGUAGGGUGGUGGAUAGCGCAGGAUCCAACUCCCCCUAAGCCUUUUGUUGGAGGCUCUUCAAUAGCCCUCGACAAUGCUUUCACAUGGGCAGAGAAAUAUGGGAUGAAGGUAAUUAUUGAUUUGCACGCAGCUAAAGCCUCACAGAACGGUGACGAACACAGCGGAGCAAGAGAUGGUUUUCUAGAAUGGGCCGAUUCCAACAUUGACGAGACUGUGGCGGUAAUAGAGUUUCUUGCAGCAAGAUAUGGUGUAAGACCAAAUUUGGCUGCGAUUGCAUUAAUGAAUGAGCCUAGAGCACCGGGUGUAACAUUAGAUGCACUUACAAAGUAUUACAAAGCCGCAUACGAUGCAAUAAGGAAGUACACAAAUGCGUAUGUGAUCCUAUCAGCUCGUUUAGGACCAGCUGAUCCAAAGGAGCUCUUCUCAUUGGCCAGUACUAUGAAUCGAGUAGCCAUCGAUGUGCAUUACUACAACCUCUUUUCAGACUCAUUUUCCGGCAUGACUGUCCAACAAAACAUCGAUUUUGUCAACAAUCAACGAGCCUCCGAUCUUGGCAGCUUGACCUCGGCUAACGGGCCCCUGGUUUUAGUUGGGGAAUGGACUGCAGAAUUUGCUCGAAACGAUGCAUCAAUGGAAGAUUACCAGAGAUUUGCUAAAGCACAGCUAGAUGUUUAUGGUCGUGCAACAUUUGGAUGGGCAUAUUGGGCUUAUAAUUGUGACAGAAACCAUUGGAGUCUGAAGUGGAUGAUUGAGAACAAUUUUAUUCAGCUUAAGUGACCAACUAUUUGAUUAUCAAGCUUUAAAAUUACAAUAAAUGAGGUUGGCAUUUAGUUCUCCUGUUAAAAAAGUUGAUGCAGGGGAAACCAAGAAACUCCUUUUUUUUUUUUCUUAAAUGAUAAUAGUAAAUUUAAAUCUAAA